AUGGUCCUCGCCCAGGACCGCGGGCCGCAGCCACCUAACACGCGGGCCUCCGCCAAGGCGCGAGCCACAGUGGAGGUCCAGGUGUACCAAGUCAACAUCCAGGCGCCAAGAAUCUCGGUGCAGCAUCUGUCCCACGUGGUCGAGCACGCUCACACCCACAUAUACGCCAUCAUCAAGGUGGACGACGAGGACGAGAGCGAGAGUGGCCGCGUGGACCAGGUGGUCAUCGUGGCCGGGGACCCCGACAGGCUCCUCAGCGUCACACAGGUCCACGGCAAGGAGUACAAUCUUGUGCUGCUCAAGCUGCUGGACCACGAGCUGGCGCCAGAAGGCUACAACCUAACCAUCCAGGCCGUCGACUGCGGGACUCCCUCGCGCAGGAUGAGAGUCAGCGUCCACGUCAACAUUGCCGACGUCAACGAUCACGCUCCGGUGUUUGCGCGGGAGCAGUACGAGGAGGCGGUGAACGAGGAGGCGCCGCCCCAAACCCCCGUCGUGCGGGUGGCCGCCUCGGACACAGACCAGGGCAUCAACGGCAGAGUGCUAUUCAGGAUCGAGGCAGGGAUUGAGGACGAAAAAUUCUCUAUAAACCCUCGCACAGGCCUAAUAUCAACGGCUGACUGGCUGGACCAUGAGCUGACGGCCUACUACACCUUGACGGUGGCGGCGGUGGACCAGGCCAGCAACGCCCUCAGGAAACAGUCCUCGGCCAAGGUUAUAAUUAGAAUUCUUGACGCCAACGACAACGCGCCUCAGUUCAACACGCCCAACACGGAGGUGACGCUGGACGAGAAUGAGCCAACGGGGUCUUACGUCAGACGCAUGUUCGCCACGCGGACGUGGGUCUGA
This is a messenger RNA of Eriocheir sinensis (Chinese mitten crab), 849 nucleotides long. RefSeq names its product protocadherin gamma-B6-like. The record is from RefSeq and is a predicted model, not a curated record. The transcript has a single exon. Lineage: Eukaryota; Metazoa; Arthropoda; Malacostraca; Decapoda; Varunidae. Bases 1 to 849 code for a protein of 282 amino acids. Gene Ontology annotation, biological process: homophilic cell-cell adhesion. Gene Ontology annotation, molecular function: calcium ion binding. Gene Ontology annotation, cellular component: plasma membrane.